ACGAUCUGAAUUAAUGUUGUCUAACAUGCCUGAAUUAUUAUUAGUACUAUAAUAUAGUAGCAACGUACAUAUAGAUAUGUAAACAGUGGUCGUAGAGGUCUGUUUAUUAUUCAGCUUUACAGCAGGUGUUCCGGAAAGUUCAGUUCGCCGGGUUCUCCUUCAGCGCGCAUGCGCGAAAUCACGACGUUUUCUCCGGCUACUGCGUUGUAGUGUGUACUUUAUUGUCGCGCGUGUUAGUUUAUCGUGUUAUUAGAUCAGCAUGAAAUAAAUUUCACGUUGCUUUCCAGUGUUUCUUCAAUAUAAAAGAGAGUGAGAGAGACUACCACAAGCUCCGACCUCCACUAUCCGCUCAACGCAGCAACGUCAUGAUUUCGCGCAUGCGCACUGAAGGAGAAAAGGCGAACCGAACUCUCCGGAACACCGGCAACACCUCAGAGAAGAGCUCAGAUGGAGGACAACGCGGCUCCUGCCUUCACGUUCGGCUUGAUCGCUGAUAUUCAGUACGCCGAUUUAAAGGACGGUUAUAAUUUCCACGGUACCCGGAAGCGUUAUUACAGGAACAGCCUGCACCUGCUGAGAAACGCCAUCAGGCACUGGAAUGAGGAGAAGGUGAAACCCAGCUUCAUCCUGCAGCUCGGAGACAUCAUUGACGGCUUCAACAGGAAGCACGGUGCAUCAGGUAAAGCUCUGGAAAAGGUGCUUGAUGAAUUCAGGGGCUGCUCGGCUCAGGUUCAUCAUGUGUGGGGCAACCACGAGUUCUACAACUUCACCAGGAGCGCCCUGUUCUCCUCUGAGCUUAACAGCGAGGUCAAAGGAGAAGAGGAGAGAGAUGACAGGAUGGACGACGUCUACGCUUACCAUUUCAGCCCUGCUCCUAAAUUUAGAUUUGUGGUCCUGGACGCUUAUGAUCUGAGCCUCAUCGGCCGGGAGGAAUCGUGUGAGAAGUACAGUCAGUCCUUUGAGAUCAUCAAGGAGCACAAUCCUAAUGAGGAACUUAAUCAGCCUGCAGGCUUAAUUCCGAUGGACGGAAGGUUUGUGAAGUUCAACGGAGGACUCAGCCAAGAUCAGCUAGAUUGGCUGGAUAGACUGUUGACCAGUGCUGACGAGAAAGGAGAAAAGGUCACGGUUGUGAGUCACAUUCCUGUUCAUCCCUACUCCACUAGCACUACAUGUCUCACAUGGAACUAUGAUGAGAUCCUUCCUCUACUGUGCGCUCACAAGAGCGUGGUGUGUUUCCUUGCUGGACAUGACCAUGAUGGAGGGUAUUGCGUAGAUUCAACCGGUAUUCAUCACCUCACAGUGGAAGGGGUUAUUGAGACGCCUCCUGACUGCGAUGCUUUCGGCACUGUGUAUGUAUAUGAGGACAAGAUGAUCCUCAGAGGUAACGGGAGGAUAAAGAACAGAGUGCUUAUGUAUCGAUGAGGCAGGGGAUAUAUAUAUAUGUGUGUAUAUAUAUAUAUAUAUAUAUAUAUAUAUAUAUAUAUAUAUAUAUAUUUGUGUGUGUGUAAUAUAUUUCUGUACGAUACUUAUUUAAUUGACAUCAAAUCAUCUUUGAAAGCAAUUUGUAAAGUAUUUAAUGUGCAGAAAAAAAACACUUUACUAACUUAUAUUUUUAUGUGUGAAUAUUGAAAGAUGAUCAAAAAAAAUUAUCUUUUAAUAAAAUAAACAAAUGUCUACAUGA
Messenger RNA from Ictalurus punctatus (channel catfish), 1681 nucleotides. RefSeq names its product ADP-ribose/CDP-alcohol diphosphatase, manganese-dependent (gene adprm). The transcript has 4 exons. Gene Ontology annotation, molecular function: 2',3'-cyclic-nucleotide 2'-phosphodiesterase activity; ADP-ribose diphosphatase activity; CDP-glycerol diphosphatase activity. The coding region runs from base 448 to 1422 and encodes 324 amino acids. NCBI's taxonomy places the organism in Eukaryota, Metazoa, Chordata, Actinopteri, Siluriformes, Ictaluridae. The record is from RefSeq and is a predicted model, not a curated record.